GAGAGAGAGAGACUCGGGCAUUCAGCGAUUCGGCGUAGCAACUUGCAGAGUAAAGUGACAAGAGACAGAGCAAUGGCGUCCUCGCCGCCGCCGCCGCCGCCGCCGCAUCCCCUCCCCACGCAGAUCCCCCUUACCCCAAAGCCCGACCCCGACGCCCCCCAGUCCCCCAGCCCCGUCCCGUCCACCUCCCUCAUCCCCAAGCUCGAACCCAUUGCUCUUACCCCCGAGCUCGAGCCCUCCCCCGACGGCCACCCGGACCUCACCGGCCACCUCCACUUCACACAGCACCAGAUCGACGCCGUCCCCGCCGACCACCGCCUCGUCGUCUCCAAUCCGCAACCCGAGCCCAACCCACAAGGUUCCAUUCCCCCCGCGCACUCUGACACAUCCGUCUCCUCCUCUUCGUCGACCGCCAAGAAGCGCGCCCGCGGCGGCGAGAUGGUGCGCGUCAAUACGGUCACGCCUCAGGACCACAUCCACUUCCGGUCCCUGGUCCGCCGCGCGCGCCUCACCUUCGAGGCGCUCCGCGGGAUCUACCAGCGCGAGGAGUCGUACGACGGCGGCCCCCGCAACCGCUUCGACCUGCGCGCCUCCAGCAAGAUGCUCUCCCGGGGCCUCUGGCUGUACCGGGACGUGCGCAUCGUCGGCCCCAUCCCCGGCGUCCUCGUCGGCGACGCCUUCCACUACCGCGCCGAGCUCUGCGUCGUCGGCCUCCACUGCACCCCGCAGGCCGGCAUCGGCUACAUCCCCGCCAGCCUCGUCAGCGAGGGCCACCCCGUCGCCACCAGCAUCGUCUCCUCCGGCGGCUACCUCGACGACGAGGACAACGGCCAGGUCCUCGUCUACAGCGGCAGCGGCGGCCGCCAGCGCAACCGCGUCGAGCACCACGCCGACCAGACGCUGGAGCGCGGCAACCUCGCGCUCCACUACAGCUGCCACUACGGCGUGGAGGUGCGCGUCAUCCGCUGCCACGCCUGCGACUCCAGCCCCAGCCGGAAGGUGUAUGUCUACGACGGCCUCUACAAGGCCGUCAGCUCCACCUACGAGCCGGGCAAGUCCGGCCGCCAUGUCUGCAAGUACACGCUGGUGCGCAUCCCUGGCCAGGAGGAGCUCGGCAGCAGCAACUGGUGUCUGGCCAAGGACAUCAAGGACAAGCUGCUGGCCAACCAGGCCCUCCCGCCCGGCUACAUCUCGCCGGACCUCUCCAACGGCAGGGAGGUGCUCCGCGUCCCCGUCUUCAACGGCGUGGACCACGAGAGCUCUCUCCUCGACUUCGACUACAUUGCCCGUCCUGAAUUUCCAUUGCCCCUCUCCCGGGUGAAGCAGCAGCACUGGGGCUGCCAUUGCGUGACCUCGCCGUGCGGGCCCGAGUGCGGCUGCGUGAUCAAGAACGGCGGCGGCGGCCCGGUGUACAACGAGGACGGCACCCUCGUCAGGGGCAGGCCGGUGGUGUACGAGUGCGGCGCGCUCUGCGGCUGCCCCAUGAGCUGCGGGAACAGGGCGACCCAGCGCGGGAUGAAGCACACGCUGGAGGUGUUCCGGUCCAUGGAGACGGAGUGGGGCGCCAGGACGCUCGACCUCAUACAGCCGGGCGCCUUUGUGUGCGAGUACAGUGGAGACGUCGUGGUCACCACCGGCGAGUGCGAGUUCGCCAUGGACGAGGGCUCCGUCAUCGACCCAAAGAGGUUCCCCAAGAGAUGGACCGAGUGGGGGGAUGCCUCUCCUGCACUCGUUGGAGAUGAUGAUGACAGGGUGCCCCGCCCCCAGUUCCCCCAUUUCCAGGAGCCCGGCUAUGUGCUCGACGUGUCCCGCAGGAGGAACUUGGCCAGCUACAUCAGCCACAGCUGCACUCCCAACGUCUUCGUCCAGUAUGUCGUCCGUGGCGGCGAAAACGAAUCGUGCCCUCACCUCAUGGUGUUCGCCAUGGAUGCCAUCCCGCCCAUGCGCGAGCUCAGCAUCGACUACGGCAUGGAUGAUCAGCAAAUCUGUGCAUGAUGAGAGGGUCCAGCAACGCCAGGUUCGACUCGAUGGACUGAAGGUGCGCUGUCUGUGAAACUUGGAGACUAGUGGAAGGAUUUUUUGGUAGCUAGUGUUCGUGAGCAAAUAUACCGCUUUUCAUCUUUUGCUGAAGGUUGAACCACCUCUCCCCUGAACUGUGAAACAGAGGGGAGCCCCUAGCUAGCUGUUGACAUUAGUUCGUGCCUGUAGGCUGUAGGUUUUCACUUGCUAGCUGUUGACUGUUAUUGUACUGAUAUGGUUGGUACAAUCUUAAGCAGGCUUAUGUUCAAGGAUUUAGUUUA
Molecule: messenger RNA, 2300 nt
Organism: Triticum aestivum (bread wheat)
Lineage: Eukaryota; Viridiplantae; Streptophyta; Magnoliopsida; Poales; Poaceae
Product: histone-lysine N-methyltransferase family member SUVH9
Exons: 1
Coding region: 73-1995 (640 amino acids)
Cellular component (GO): nucleus
Molecular function (GO): zinc ion binding; double-stranded DNA binding; protein binding
Source: RefSeq, a predicted model, not a curated record